AGUCCGAGACGUCCUCAGCAGGGCUGCUGACUGACGGGCGGUCACUGAGCUGGAAUGAACAUGGUGCAGAGACUGCUCUCUCACUGGGUCAGAACGGAGCUCGGGGUCCAGCUCCCGGAUAGUCAACAGUUGGUCACGGUCAGGGUGAGGCCAAAUGACACAAUAAAACACAUCCGUCUCCACCUGGUCAGACAGGGAGUCACCUCCUGGAAGAUGAGCUUCACUUAUAAAGGCCGAGAACUCGGAGAAAAUGAGACGCUGGAAGAGAGUAACAUCACCUCGGGGGCAGUUCUGGUGUUGGUGAAGGACGGCCACUCCCCACCCUCAACGGUGUUGCUGGUCUCACUGACACAUCUGCCUUACCUGUGUGAAAACCCAAGACGUUCAUGUGGAGAGCGGUGUUGGUGGAUGACGGUUGAAAUGGGGGAUGAUCUGAGUGGUUGCUCCUUUCUCUGCCACAAGCUUUGCUGAGAGUGAAUGGACUGCCCUCGAAGACACCACAAUGCAGCAACUGGACCCUGAUUCAUGGGCAUCAGCUGGAGGUCAACAGAGCACAGUGGGUGGACAGCAGGCAGAAGCACUGGCCACUGUGUGUGCAACAGGGUUCCAGCACUGGGAGCAGGGCGUCAGACACAGGGUGAGGUCACUGGGUACUGGGAGUCAGAUGGGGGGAGGUACAGGAAUGCAGGAGGUGGAUGGAUGAGAUGGCGAGGGAGCCUGUGAAAUGAGGUUGGGGUUGAGAUGGUGGACGGUGGGUGGGUGGGCUCAGAGAGGUGUGGAUGGCACUAUCUGGGAAGGACAGGUGGACCCCCAACUCUGUCAGUUGUCCCAUUUCAUCCCUCAGCCCUCGGCUCACCGACACAAACCAUCCCAACGCCUCACUCCACAUGGGUAGUGGACACAGUGGGGGCUCCGACUGAGCUCCUCUGCUGGGUCAUUGUGACAAGCCUUGACGACUGACCAGAGCAGAUCCUGGGGAGAUCUCCACCAGCCGGGCCAUUGGAACCAGAGAGAACCGAUGGGUCAGGGUCGGUGCUUUGUGCUGCUGUGGGAAUGAUGUUCAUUAAAGUGUAUUCACUGGAA
This is a messenger RNA of Pristis pectinata (smalltooth sawfish), 1083 nucleotides long. RefSeq names its product ubiquitin domain-containing protein TINCR-like. The transcript is spliced from 2 exons. The record is from RefSeq and is a predicted model, not a curated record. The coding region runs from base 55 to 471 and encodes 138 amino acids. NCBI's taxonomy places the organism in Eukaryota, Metazoa, Chordata, Chondrichthyes, Rhinopristiformes, Pristidae. Gene Ontology annotation, molecular function: protein binding.